Colletotrichum tamarilloi is the source of this 1818-nucleotide messenger RNA. RefSeq lists its product as uncharacterized. The record is from RefSeq and is a predicted model, not a curated record. The coding region runs from base 1 to 1818 and encodes 605 amino acids. NCBI's taxonomy places the organism in Eukaryota, Fungi, Ascomycota, Sordariomycetes, Glomerellales, Glomerellaceae. The transcript has a single exon.
AUGGGUUUGGGAGCUAAGAUCAAGAACGCCCUCCACAGCGACGACCACCCUCAAAAGACCACAUACGAGGGCGACCAGCCACCCGGAGCAUUCCCCUCCGACUCUACCACAACCGGAACCUCCAAGCCCACAACCGGUGGCUACACCGGAGGCACCACCGGCACUACCGGAAGCCAUAUCCCUAGUACCACCGGUACCGGCACGCAUCACACCAGCAACACCACUACUGGCUACAAUGAUCCCGAUGGAGUUCACGGCCCCCAUGCCGGAAGAGUAGCCAACAAGGCCGAUCCGAGAGUGGAUUCUGACCGGGACCACCGCGACGCGCCCACCUCCGGCUUGACCGGCAACACCCACGGCACCACCCACGGCACAACCACCGGCCAUACUGGAGGCUUGACCGGCAGCAACACCGCAGGAUACAGCAACACCACCACGGGCUACGAUGACCCCGAUGGCGUCCACGGCCCGCAUGGAGGAAGAGCUGCCAACAAGCUCGACCCCAGAGUCGACUCCGAUCGCGACCACCGUGGUGCUCCUACUGCUGGUCUGACUGGCAACAACACCUACGACAACACCACCGGCACCGGCCACGCCGGAGGUCUACACAGCAACCCCCACGGUACCACCGGAGGUGUCGGAGGUGUCGGUGGCAACACCACCACCGGCUACAACGACCCCGAUGGCGUUCACGGUCCUCACUCCGGCAGAGCCGCCAACAAGCUGGAUCCCAGAGUUGAUUCGGACCGCGACCACCGCGGCGCGCCAGGCGCAGAUGUCACUGGCACCCACCGUCCCCAUGACUCCGGUGUCGAGGUCGGCCACGGUGUUGGCCACAACAAGCCCUACAAGGGCGAGUACCUCGCCAACGCUGAGCGCGCCAACGCCCAGGACCCCUACUGGGGCGACGUCGGCCGUGAUGGCUCUGCUCUCAACAAGGACUUGCCCCUGCGCCCCAAUGAAUCUGCCGUCGGCCAUGGAGGUCCUCAGGCCGUCGGUGGAGGACACUACAACCCCGCGGCGUCAACACACCACGACCCUGCGUCCAGCGUCGACCGUUCUAUGGAGGGUCGCGACUUUACUCACCCCCACGGCUCCGGUGCUGGAGUUGGCGGUGCCGGCAGUGACCCCUACAGCGGCGUCCACAGCGCUGCUCACAACCCCCAGGCGGCUUUGUCCGGCGGCAACGUCAAUGACCCGUACGACACUCGCAUGAGAGACAGAGACAUGGGCCGUGAGCGCACCGGACAUGGAGCUGCUGGUGCUGGUAUCGGUGCUGGCGUUGGUGCUGGAGCCGCCGUGGCUGCUGGCCAGGCUGCUCACAGACAUCACCGCGAUGAUUUGCAUGAGUCUGGUCUCGGAGGCAAUAACACUGUUGGCGGCGUUAACUCUCCUGUUGGGCACAACACCCACGGUACCCACGGCGGCGUCACCGGAACCCAUGGGAGUGUCACUGGCACCCACGCUGGUGGCGUCCAUGACCAGCACCGCUCCAGCCUUACCGGCAACGAGCCCGGCGUUCCCAAGACUAGCAUGCUCGAUCCCUACAACCAGUCUCCUACCGGCACUCACGGCACCACCCACAGCAACGUUGCUGGCACUGGUCUCGGAGGACACACUGGAUCUUCCGGUCUGAACCAAGGUACGCACUCUUCUCAUGUCCCUGGCACCACCGGCCCGGGACCCCAAGGAAUGGGUCCUGACCAUUACGGCCCAGGACAUGAUGGAGCCAAGGUCUUUCACACCUGCACUAAGUGCGGCGAGGACAACGAUAUCAGCAGAUACUUCAAGAAGGAUGCUGUCUACCGUAUGAACUAA